GUUUGUUUGCUUGCUUUGUGUGCGCACUUUUCACCACACAACGCCAACGAGAAGCGACGAAGAUGAAUGGUGGCGUGGAUGGUGGUGUGGGUCGCAUUGCCACGCCUGGGCCCCGGAUCAGGGGUUACGUGGCGUGGCUGAAGCGGUACAAGAUGGCUGUGAUGGCCGCAUGGCUUGUGCUCCUCAUCCUGGGCAUCCUCUUUGGCCCCAAGCUGCUGACCUCCACAUCGCUGAACAUCAACCCUCCAAGUGGCAGUCAGGCUGACAUUGCACAGAAAGCGCUCAAGAAGGAGUUCCCAAGGCUGGGCCAGCUGUCCCCGAUCAUCUGCCUUGUCAAGAACCCAAACGGCAGCGUCAUCACUGAUGCCACGCGAGACUUUACCUUCGAUCUCUACCACGCCGUCACAAACUUCACGCCGUCGUUGCUGCCGAAGAAUGGCUUCACCAGCUACUACACGCUGGCUGCAACAAAGGGCCUCGGCCCCAUCGCCAACAGCACCGUCUGCCGCAACUGUAACCGCACAGAGACCGUCAUCUCCAUGCAGGUGGAAGUUCCAUCCGCUGGGAACCUCCUCACCAGCUCAACCCGCAAGUUUGUCAGCUUUGUUCGCACCACCGUCAAGAAUCUCACCGCAACACACCUUACACCAAAGGGCCUCGACGCGAAGCUGACGGGGACGCUGCUGUUUGCUGUUGAUAUCGAGAAAGGAACAGAGCGCGAUCUUCUCCUCAUGGAUGGCAUCGCCUUUCCCGUCGCCCUCGUCACACUCGCAUACGUGCUCAAGUCUGCGCGGCUGCUGAUUCUGCCCGUGCUGUGCAUGAUUGCGUCAAUUGUGACUGCGUUUAUGUUCAUGUAUCCCGUAGCACUCAAGUAUGACGUCAUCUCCUUCACCCCGAGCAUCAUGAUGAGCGGCACCAUCGCCAUGUCCAUCGACUACUCCCUGUUUCUGCUGUCGCGCUUCCGUGAAGAGCUGCAACUGGGCAUGGAUGUUGACGAGGCGGUGCUGUACAUGCUGUGGACAGCAGGCCACACCAUCUCCGUCUCAGGCACCACCCUCGCCGUCUGCUUCUUCGGCCUCAUGUUCUUUCCAGUGUCGAUCCUGCGGACGCCGGGACUGGGCACGGGUCUUGCCAUCCUCACGGUCCUCAUCUGCAACCUCACCCUCACCCCAUCCAUCCUCCUCACAUUCAACAACUUCUUCAAGCGCAGCGCCCGCUCAAAGUGCUGCUCAUCGGGUGAAGACGACGUCAUCACAGACAGCGAGGAGUCGGCAUUGCUCGUGAAAGGCAACCCGUCGCUUCAGCACGCCGGACACGAGGACCGCGUCGCCGCCGAGCACCGCGCCGUCCACAAGUCCAUCUGGUACAAGUUUGGCAAGUUCCUCAUGCGUCCAGCAGUCAGCAUCCUCCUGGUGGUGGUGGUGGUUGGCCUGGCCAUCCCCUGCGCCAUGCGCGUGCGCAGUUUCGAUCGCUCCUCCUCCAUCAUCAACAUCGCGCCGCGCACCGCUUCCGCCACAAAGGCCUUCAAGGACCUCAGCGUCAACUUUGGGCCCGGCACGUUGGCGCCGUACGAUAUUCUUGUGCGUCCGCGCAAUGCCUCGUCUGUGCUCACGCCCGACACCUUCGCCGCCGCAAAGACCGCCAUUGAGGACCACCUGAUGAAGGUUAAGCCUGUGGAUAAGGUGCAAUAUGAGAGCAUCAUGUACUUUGACGGCAACUUUCUCCCGUUUGCAUUCGUCGACAUUGCACUCAAGAACUGCUCGAAGCCCGUCAACCGGCCCAUCUGCCUCGCGCGAGACACGUUUGUGAACAGCAAUGCAACUGCGCUGUACAUUGAGGCGACGCUCGACUUUGAUCCAUACAGCACAGAGGGCGUCAACUGGCUGCAGAACGCUCGCAAGGCGCUGGCCAAUGUGAGCGCUGAGACGGACACUGAAUUCAUCAUUGCCAAUGGCGCCACCAUCUCCAACGACGUUGAGCGCAAAGUGUAUGAUCUGUUCCCGACGGCGGUUGGCGUGACGACUGCGUUUGUGUUUCUGCUGAUUGGCAUCGCCUUCCGCUCCAUCGCCAUCCCGCUCCGCGCAAUCCUGACCAUCGCCAUGACGCUGGCGUUUGUCUACGGCUGCUCCAUUUGGGUGUACCAAUUUGGUGUCCUUGACGGCAUUGGUCUUCCCGGCCUCAGCGGACAGCUCAAAGCGCUGUCGUGGAUCACGCCUGUGAUGGCGUUCAGCAUCCUCGUUGGUCUCGGCCUGGACUACGACGUGUUUCUUCUUAGCCGCGUCGUCGAAUACCGCAAGGAUGGCUUCUCGGACUAUGACAGCGUCCUGCUUGGCCUUGCGCGCACGGGCGGCAUCAUCACCGCUGCGGGCAUCAUCAUGGCGAUUGCGUUUGUGGGUCUGCUGUUCACGGCGGAGGCCGUGUUGAACCAGCUCAGCUUCUACCUCGUCUUUGCUGUGCUCAUUGACACAUUCAUCAUUCGCAGUGCUGUUGUGCCGGCGCUGAUGCGGCUGAUUGGCCGCUUCAACUGGUGGCCAUCGCGCAUGCCCACCCCUGUUGCGUAGCUUUGCCCAUGAUCCAUCUCCUGCCUGCCUGUGUUCCUUGUUGUUUUGUGUUGUUUAGUGUGUACAUCUUGUAUCCCUCCUGCCCUCUAUUGCUUGACUCUUCGUGCUCUUGCUCUUGCUUGACUCUUCAUGCUUGCUUGACUCUUGCUUGACUCUUCGUGCUUGCUUGCCCUUGCGUGACGCGUGUGUGUGGCGUGUGUGUGUGUGUGUGACGUGUGUCGCACACCGCUGAGCGUGUUGCGCAACUGGCCCGCCGCCAAUCCAAAUUUCGAAACUGCGCCAUAAUGUGGCGGUGGUGGCGGCAACAGCAGCGGACACCUCCGCAUUUCUUCCUCCUCUUCACAACCAACCAACUCGAUCGCGAUCUGACGUGUGGCUGACAAGCAAGCAAAGCAGAGCCAAGCGAGAGAAG
Salpingoeca rosetta is the source of this 2973-nucleotide messenger RNA. RefSeq lists its product as uncharacterized. Gene Ontology annotation, cellular component: membrane. The record is from RefSeq and is a predicted model, not a curated record. Lineage: Eukaryota; Choanoflagellata; Craspedida; Salpingoecidae. The transcript has 21 exons. Bases 63 to 2561 code for a protein of 832 amino acids.